AUGAAUACUGGAUUUAUAAACCAACUUUGGGCCGAUGCAUUUCCGCCACAAACCAUAGUAGAUUUAUGUGGGAAUCGCGAUAAAGUCGGUGCAAUUCAUAAUUGGCUUAAAGAAGCCUUUGCUGUAAUGGGAAAUAGACAGGAGUCUAAUAGAAAGCUAGGUGGUAGAAUUUUAGUACUGAGUGGUCCGACAGGCACAGGAAAGUCAGCCGCCAUUCAAGUACUUGCGAAACAGAAGAAAAUAUUUCUCGCCAAAUAUGAAAAUCCGGAAUUUGAAAACGAGCUUAGAACUGAAGAAGUAUCCGAUCUCGGAGAUAAACUAGACGACUAUACGUCAGUUUUAACCACCUUUAAAAAAUUUGUAUAUAAAUGCAAACAGGAUUUAAGUUUUUUAGCGCCUUCCGAUUCCCAAAUUCUAUUAUUUGAAGAAUGGCCAGAUCUUCUGAGUUUAGAAACAAGAAAGGAGUUUCACGAUUUUUUGAUCUCUGAUUAUUUUAAUGAUCUUGGUGCUAUGUAUCCUAUGGUCUUCAUAUUAUCUGAGUACUUUACAAGGUUUGACACCACAAAUCUUGAAAUGAGUGUUCAUGAUUAUGAUCUCUCUUUAAAUGCGCUUUUGCCAGAAGAAAUCCUUAGUAAUCCAAUAAAAUUUAAAGAAAUAAGGUUCAAUAGUUUGCCAAAACCUGAUAUCGAACGUGGUCUGAUUCGAAUUUCGAAGUUAAUUUCCUGUGGAUAUCCACAAGAUUUAUUUGGGAUUCCGUAUGAAAUAUUUAAGAGGAUUGCUGAAAUUAUUGGCGAGGAAAGUAAUGGUGAUAUAAGACGCGCAAUAAAUGAAUUUCAAUACUUAUGGACUACCGAACGAAGAAAAAUAGCACAAGCAAUCCAAAGGGGAUUAACAAUUAAUAAUAUAAUGCCGGGCAAUGGACCUGAAAAGUACAUGAGUCUACGCAAUAAUUUAUUUCGAAUACUUUCAGGUGAACAGUUGACUGUUCCUGGACACAGGGAAGAUACUAAAUUUUUUACUGCAAAUUUAUCACGGGAACCAGAAAUGAUUAUUAAUUACCUUCACCUGAGCUAUCCAAAUUUUUUCAAGAAUUUCGAUGGAACACUUUCUCCUGAUCAUUUUUACGAUGUUUAUCGAAUUUCAGAAAGUUUUAUGCAUUAUUCAACAUUUAUGGGCUCAAAACCCUUCGAGCGAAAAAAUGAGAUUGGUCCAACAGCUAUCGACAUGGUCCUACGAACAUUCUUGAACCGUCAUUCUUUGCCUCUUCCUGAUACAUCUGAUAAGAAGAUAACAUUCAAACUUCCUAAUCAAGAUAUUGAGUUCAGGCAAGUCAUGUCAAGAAAAAUGCAACAGCCUAAUAUAAAAUCAACGAGAAUUGGCGGGACGAAAAGAAAAUCCUAUAGUUGA
Messenger RNA from Ambispora gerdemannii, 1407 nucleotides. NCBI's taxonomy places the organism in Eukaryota, Fungi, Glomeromycota, Glomeromycetes, Archaeosporales, Ambisporaceae. The record is from the annotation of a GenBank genome assembly.